CGACUUGAAUCCUAGUGUGCAGCGAUCUGAUUAGUACAUUGAUGGUGGGAAAUAACUAGAGGAAAGUAUUUUUCCAUGUUAAACGUAAUGUUGUUUUUGGAGAUUAGGGAUAAACAUUUUUUCCAGAUAUCUCUUAUCAUAUGCCUCAUGAGGAACUGCCUGACAAGUAUACCAUGACACCAGAAAAUUAUUUCUUAGUUGCAUCAGAAGGUGUAUCCGAGGGAAACAUGAAGAAAAGGACACUGAAAAUAUUUUCCUUAGUUGUAUCAGAAGAUAUGAGAACUGAGAGAAGCAGGAAGAAUACGAAACUAGAAACUCCAGAUUCCAGCUCAUAUCAGUAACCCUAGUUCUCCAAGUGGGUAAAUGCAAUGAGAUUACGUUUUAAAUUGUUAAUUGAACUUUUGUGCUGCGUGUUUCUUGUCAAAAAGUGAUGGGAUUAUUAUUAUUUUCAUUGUUAAUAUUAUUGUAAAUAUUAUUAAUUAUUAUUUACAUAUAUUUAUUUUGAAGCAUUGUUUUUGUUAUUUAAGGUCGCAUCAACAUCUAGGUCAUUAGCGACCACUAUUGCACUUAAAGGUAUGGUAGAUGUAAAGAUGACAUCAAUGGUGGUGAUAAGGGAGGAAAGGACGAACACAAAUACAGCCAUGCCCGAGGCGUGACUCAAACCCGCGAACAUUCGAUCCGAUUUCGCUACGGCACCUUAACGAUUUCGGCCAUCCGGACCGGCAUUGAAGCAACCUUGUCUUCUCAAAACAAGCUAUUGAUUGUAAAUGUAUUUUAAGAUUGUGUAGUUAAUGCCACAACCGUGGAGACUA
Molecule: messenger RNA, 812 nt
Organism: Gryllus bimaculatus (two-spotted cricket)
Lineage: Eukaryota; Metazoa; Arthropoda; Insecta; Orthoptera; Gryllidae
Source: the annotation of a GenBank genome assembly